Messenger RNA from Nomascus leucogenys (northern white-cheeked gibbon), 825 nucleotides. RefSeq names its product ligand of ATE1 (gene LIAT1). Gene Ontology annotation, biological process: protein arginylation. The record is from RefSeq and is a predicted model, not a curated record. Lineage: Eukaryota; Metazoa; Chordata; Mammalia; Primates; Hylobatidae.
AUGGAGACGCGUGGCCCUGGCCUGGCGGUCCGCGCUGACAGCCGUCGACUAGUCGGCAGCGGGUCUCGGGCGCCCCCGGGGCGGGCUGGGUUGCAGCCCAACGGGCGGAUGGACCGCCGCGGUGGGGCGGGGACGUCGGGGUACGAGGACAACGACGGCGAGGAGGAGGAGCGGAAGGGCGGCGCCGCGGGCCCGCGGGGGUCUAGACUGCCUCCCAUCACAGGCGGCGCCUCCGAGCUGGCCAAACGGAAGGUGAAAAAGAAGAAAAAAAGGAAGAAGACGACCAAGGGGUCUGGCAAGGGGGACGAUAAACGUCAGAAUCAGAGCCUGAAGAGCCAGCCACUUUCUUCCUCCUUUCAUGACAUCUUAAGUCCUUGCAAAGACCGUGGCCCAAAACCAGAGCACAGACAGAACAAAGUGGAAAACAAGCACCUCCCUUCCGACUCCUCCACCAUCAGCCUCCCCGACUUUGCCGAAAUAGCAGACAGCCUUGCGAACCGGAUCAACGAAAGUCUGCGUUGGGAUGGAAUUCUUGCUGACCCGGAGGCAGAGAAGGAAAGGAUUCGCAUCUAUAAACUGAACCGGAGAAAGCGGUACCGGUGCUUGGCCCUCAAGGGCUUCCCCCCCGACCCCGAGCCCUAGGGCUUCCACGCCGACCCCAAUGCCGAGGAGACCCCUGAGAACUUACCCUACCUCUCGGACAAAGACGGCAGCUCCAGCCACAGGCAGCCCACGUCGAAAGCCGAGCGCCCCAGUCUCUAUUUUGAAGGAAACCUUACCCCAAAGCUUCUACACUCUGAUUUAGCUCCUACUCUGCUGGAGUAA